Durusdinium trenchii is the source of this 3072-nucleotide messenger RNA. The record is from the annotation of a GenBank genome assembly. NCBI's taxonomy places the organism in Eukaryota, Dinophyceae, Suessiales, Symbiodiniaceae.
AUGCGUGUGUCUACUCAAAUCAGCGAGAGCAUUCAGAGGUCGCGAGACCAUGAGAUGAGAUUGAUGGCGCUUCAACGGCAAGCACAAGAGAUCCAGCGAGAGCUUCAGCGCCUUCAGCAAAAGAAGGACAAGCUUCAGUCCGACGAAGAAGGCUACAACUCUGAAGAGGAAGAAGAAGAUGAGCUUGCACACCUCAGUGAGAAGCUGUCGAAGGCCAAUCUCCCGGAAGAUGCCAGCCGCAUUGCAAAGAAAGAGCUAAAGCGGCUGAAGAGCUUGCAAGCACAUCAUCCAGAGUACACCUCCACUCACAGCUAUCUUGAGCUUCUUGCCAGUUUGCCUUGGAAGAACCAGACGAAGGAGUCCUUCGACCUGCAAGAGGCUCGACGCAUGCUGGAUGAAGAUCAUCGGGGUCUGGAGAAAGUCAAAGUGCGGAUCCUGGAGUUCUUGGCAGUGCAGAAGCUGCGAGGCGGCCUGGGCCCUUUUCUCCUCGAAGAUGUUCGAAGCCAUGUGAACGGGAGUUUAGACUCAGAUGCCAUGGCCCGAAAGCGCAUGCGCAGCAAGCAGACCAGCGAGGCUUUCUUGUGCCAGACUGGUGAGAUGCGCCGAAACCCCGAAACCGCUGUUCUGAAGCAGCAGGAUGUGGAUGCAGUCGUGAAGGAAUUGGAAGCUGCAGGCUUCGGGAGGGAGAGGCCAGUGAUGGACAUGGGCUGUGCCUACCAUGACUUCUCCAAGGGCCUCCUGCGCGUGGAUCUGGACCUUCAAAGCUUCCCUGCAGUGUUAGCACUGAUUGAGGGAUCCAUGGAGAGCAUGAGCUGUCGCCAUCGUGGUGUGCGAGGCCUUAAUGUCAUAGCUCGGCACUAUGAGGGACCUUCUGAAGAGGAUCGCCUCUCUUUCCAUGCAGACAACUUCAUUGUUGGAGAAUGGGUGUUUGGAUGCAUCCUCAGACAGGAGGGAGACAACCCACUCCUAGCGCUUCAUUUUCGUGAGCGUGACGGACCAGGCUAUGUUUGCAUGAAGGAGAAGCCUGGACAUUUGUAUUUGCAGACUGGAGAGGCUCGCCACCAUUGGACCCACGGCAUACCUGCGGGUGGAGGAGGAGCCGAGUCACUGACAUGGCGAUGGCUUCGGCCAAGCUUCUUGAGGUGGUGUGAGCUUGAGCACAGCCUGAAUCGAAGAGAGCAAGUAUGCUGGCUCCAGCGCUUCAUUUGUGUGGGCCAUUCGGCGGGAAUCGAUCAGGAGGUGCUCGAGCAGUUUCUGACCCGAUGGAUGCCAGUGUGUUCUGUAUUGAGAGGUGACCCGCUGCCCGUUCCCAAGACCACUAAAACCAAGGUUCGCCUGCCAGAGCUGCUGAUGCAGCGCCUGGAAAGGAGCUUUUCCGAGAGUGCCUCCAGUCUACGGGCAACAAAGGCUUUGCUGGACAUGCUGGAUGAGGCCUUCCAUCGAACUGCACCUGGGGGCUGCGGCACCUGGCUGUCGGACGGUGGUGGGGCCAGCCUCAGCCAUGUAGUGAUCCUUAUCCUGAAGGAGCAGCCUGGCCACAAUGCCCUUGGCUGCCACAUACUGGAUCCAUCCUUAAGCUGUGUCACCGAGGUCCUCCUGGCAUUGGCAGCUCGGUACUGGUAUUGCGAUUUGAUGGGCCGGAAGUUCCAUCGCAUUGCAUUGGGAGGUGUGCGAGAUGAAGCGGAGUUGCGGGGUCACCGACGAGCUUACAUCGGAAGCAUCCCUGGUGUCAUUAUCCAGGCCUUCCAGACUUUAGGUGUGAACAACCCUGUCAUCCUCUUGGAUGAGGUUGACAAAACCUCGCAGAAUUCGAUGUUCAAUCCACAGGCAACACUUUUGGAGAUAUUGGAUCCUGAGCAAAAUACCACCUUCAAGGACCACUAUUUGAACACGCCCUUUGACCUGUCCAACGCCAUCUUCAUUUGCACUGCAAAUGACACCUCCACCAUCGAUCGGCCUUUGCUGGAUCGCAUGGAGGUGAUUGAUUUGUCGGGCUACACGGUGGAGGAAAAGGUGGCCAUCAGUAGAAGCCAUUUGCUUCCCAAGCAACGGCAGCUCCAUGCUUUGGAGAAGGAGGGCGACGCAGCUCCGAUCCUGGACGUGAGCGAGGAGGCCUUGGAAGCCUUGGUCACCCGCUGGACGGCCGAGAGUGGCGUGAGAUCCCUGGAGCGCCACUUGGCACAGAUUUGUCGCUGGGCGGCUUUGCGUUUGCAGGGCGUCGAUGUGCCAACUGGUUUGGGACGAGAAGCGGCCAGAGAGGCAGCUUUGGCAAGCAGUGGCCCUGAUGAAGAUGGUCACAUCAAGGUUAAUGCAGAGCAUUUGCCUCACAUCCUGGGAGUUGAGCUCUUCGAGCCCAACCUGGCUGAACGGCUAGAUAUUGGCGUGUCGAUGGGGCUCAGCGUCUCCUCUGUGGGUGGACAGUUGCUCUUCAUUGAGACGACCAAGACUGUGGGCAGCGGCAAGUUGACCGUAACAGGUCAAUUGGGCAAGGUCAUGAUGGAAAGCGUCCAGACUGCUUUGUCUUUGCUGCGCAGCCGCUUCAAUGGUCUUAGUCAAAGCCGAAGAGCACCACGUGUGUUCAACUUCGAGACACAGAGGAUGGAGCUGGCACCAGAAGCUGUUGAUGAGAAGGAUCCCUUCCAUGGCGAGGACAUUCAUGUCCACUUCCCAGCUGGUGGCAUCCCAAAGGAUGGUCCUUCAGCAGGGGUAGCAGUCCUGUUGGCGCUGGCUUCACUGGUCUUAAACAGGCCAGUGCGUAGUGAUACAGCGGUGACUGGGGAGGUCACGCUGCGAGGUCAUGUCCUGCCGGUGGGUGGCAUUCGAGACAAGGUUCUUGCUGCAAUCCGUGCGGGAGUGAAGCACGUGCUGCUUCCAAUGGCCAACGAGCGCCAUGUGGUGGAGGACAUUCCUGCAAAGUCAUUGGAGGGAGUUGAGAUUCAUUAUUUGAAGACCGUGGACGAAGCUUUAGAUUGGGUCUUCGGCUCUUCUUUGCAUGCAAAUGAAGGAGGCGUAAGUGCCAGCCAAACGACUGAAGGCAGCGUGGCGCCUUUCAGUAUGAGGUCGAGACUCUGA